This is a messenger RNA of Ambispora leptoticha, 544 nucleotides long. The record is from the annotation of a GenBank genome assembly. Lineage: Eukaryota; Fungi; Glomeromycota; Glomeromycetes; Archaeosporales; Ambisporaceae.
AUGAAAUCAAAGAAUAAAAUGGUGGUGCUAUCGAAAUCAAACAUCGUUACAUCAAUUAGCAAAAAAGCGCAAAAACGCAACCAUUCUGAAAUUGGUGAUCUAAUUGACGUGACCGGCCGUCGUUCAAUCUUUCAGAUUCGCAAUGCUUUAUAUCCACCGAAGAAAAGAGUAAAAAAGCUGCUCCCCGGGGCAAAAUCCUUAUUGCCACAUCAAGACUGCAAUUGUCAUUCAGUUUUCGAUGAUGAAGAAACCAUCAAAAUUCUUGAAUCACAAGUUAAUAAGAUCGAAGAAUCUGUUAAUAACCUGAUUACAACACACAAUAAAGAAACGACAGCAUCAUCGUCGUCGUCAUCAUCCUUUAGUGUGCUUGGCUCAAAGCUUUCUAUUUUAAACACCAACGAACUCUUAAAUUUAACGGAAAAUUUAAGCGAUAAUAGUUCGUCAACACGAUUCGUCAACGAGCAAUCGAUUCAAAAUUGGCCGACGGCAGCAAGAAACAUAUCAAGACGAAUCUAUUCGAAUAACGCUUCUAUUAAUGAAUUCG